CUCAUGUUUGUGAGUUGCUUGAUGACUAUGGGGAUUGAGAUGUUAAUAAAUUAAAUACAUCUUUCAGUAGCAUGGAACGUCAGGAAAUCCUUAAAAUCCCCACCGGGCUUUGCUCUGAUUCUCUUAUAUGGCAUUAUGACAAAAAUGGAGAAUUUACUGUCAAGAGUGCUUAUCUUCUUGCAUGUAGUAGGCAGCAUGAAACGAAUAUGGAUAGCACAAAUAUGGGCCUCUCUUCUGGUGAGUGGAAACACUUGUGGAAACUGAAAGUGCCUCCUAAUGUUAGAGUCUUUCUUUGGAGAGCCAUUUUGAAUGCUUUACCCUCCAUGGAUAAUUUGGUGAAAAGGGGGAUUGUGCAAGAGGCUUUAUGUCCUCUCUGUCAGGUAGCUGAUGAAUCACUAAUGCAUUUGCUCUUUUAUUGCCCUCACGUCGAACCAAUUUGGUUUGGUUCAGCCUUGGGUCUUGACCCUAGGCAACUGGGGGUGGGUUGUUUUGUGGAAUGGUGGAAAAAUUUCUCCUCAUCAGGUUCUUGCUCGAGUUUCUGGUAUGCUCCAAGAACUCUUGCCCUCAAACCAGAAAGAUCUAUUGAUAACCCGUCCAGGCCUCGACCAACUACACAACAGUCCCAGUCGUCAUGGUCUAAGCCGCCACAUGGCACCCUAAAGAUCAAUGUUGACGCAUCUUUUUCACCGAACACGGGGUUUGCAACCUUGGCCAUGGUUGGGCGCGACUCAAAUGGGGCGAUGUGUUUCGGUAAGACUUGGAACUGUAUGGCCUUAUCCCCACUUAUGGCUGAAACAGCUGCUCUCUUUAAAGCUAUACAUUUUGUUGAAAAUAGAGGAAUUCACCAAGCCAUCUUUGAAUCUGAUAAUCAGGUUUUAAUCUCAUCUUUGCAACAAUCACUUAGGCCUCUACCAUGGGAGGCAAAAACCCUUAUCAUGCAUAUUCGACAUUUAUGUGUAUGCCACCCUGGAUAUAGCUUUGUCUUUGUACAUCGUAAUGGUAAUAGGGUAGCAGACUGGAUUGCCCACUCAUCAAGAACUGGACAAUGCCCCUCGUAUUGGGCGCAUCGUCCUCCUAACAUACUACUUAAGCUGCUUUUGGAUGAUGUAGCUUCUACUUAAUGAUAUAAAUCUUUCGUUUUACA
Molecule: messenger RNA, 1144 nt
Organism: Rubroshorea leprosula
Lineage: Eukaryota; Viridiplantae; Streptophyta; Magnoliopsida; Malvales; Dipterocarpaceae
Source: the annotation of a GenBank genome assembly